CACCUAUUGGGUGGUUUGAGGUUGGUGAGGUUAAGCUUUUGGGGCCAAAUUUGGUACAAGAUGCAGUUGAGAAGGUUCGCAUAAUAAUAGAACGUUUAUUAGCAGCUCAGAGUAGACAGAAGGCAUAACUUAGAGUUUUCAGUGGGUGAUCAGGUAUUUCUGAGAGUGUCGCCUAUGAAGGGAGUGAUGAUGUUUGGGAAAAGAGGCAAGCUUAGUCCUCGAUACAUUGGUCCAUUUGAGAUAUUGGACAGAAUAGGUGCAGUUACUUACCGCUUGGCAUUGCCGCCUGAGUUGUCUAUGAUUCAUCCAGUCUUUCAUGUAUCAAUGUUGCGCAAAUACCUUCCCGACCCAUCUCAUGUGCUUGCACCACAAGCCAUAGAGUUAAACGAAGAUUUAUCAUUUGAAGAGAAACCGGUGGCUAUAAUAGAUCGCCAAGUAAAGAAACUACGUUCUAAAGAGAUAGCAUCUGUGAAAGUUGUUUGGAAGAAUCAUCCGGUAGAAGAAGCAACUUGGGAAGUGAAGGACGCUAUGCACGACAAAUAUCCGUAUUUGUUUGAGUCUAAAGGUAGCUGUCACACUUAUCACCAUAUAUGAAUUCGAAAUUCGGGGACCGAAUUUAUUAAGGAGGAGAGAAUGUAGUAACCGAAAAAAAAAAAAAAAAAAAAAAAAAAAAGGGGAGGGGA
This is a messenger RNA of Arachis ipaensis, 683 nucleotides long. NCBI's taxonomy places the organism in Eukaryota, Viridiplantae, Streptophyta, Magnoliopsida, Fabales, Fabaceae. The record is from RefSeq and is a predicted model, not a curated record.